This is a messenger RNA of Aspergillus puulaauensis, 1167 nucleotides long. RefSeq names its product glutaminyl-peptide cyclotransferase family protein. The transcript has 2 exons. The record is from RefSeq and is a predicted model, not a curated record. Bases 1 to 1167 code for a protein of 388 amino acids. Lineage: Eukaryota; Fungi; Ascomycota; Eurotiomycetes; Eurotiales; Aspergillaceae. Gene Ontology annotation, molecular function: glutaminyl-peptide cyclotransferase activity; zinc ion binding.
AUGAAAUACGUUCAGCGGGAUGUAUUUCGCCCGCUUCUCACAAUAUGCCUCGCAGCCCUGUAUCUUUUUCUUCCCAGUGAAGCGUAUCAAGACGUCUCAGAUGCGACUUUGGAGUCACUGCCGCGGCCCGGGAAGGAUUUCGAUAUCCACGACGGGCCUAUUCUGUCGCCCAUUCUUAUUCCCCGUGUCCCUGGCUCUGCUGGAUCCACCAAGGUGCUAAACCACUUCGCGGACUUCUUCCGGACCUCGCUCCCAAAGUGGAAUGUCGAGUACCAGAACUCAACGUAUGUGACGCCUGUCUCGGACGGGAAGGAAGUCCCUUUUGUGAAUUUCAUCGCUUAUCGCGAUCCUCCCUGGGCAUCAAAAGGCGAUGUGGGAAGACUUACGCUCGUCGCGCAUUACGACAGCAAGUACGAACCGGAAGGGUUUAUCGGAGCAAUCGAUAGUGCAGCACCAUGUGCGAUGAUUAUGCAUGCGAUGCGAAGUAUCGACGAGGCGAUGACAAAAAAAUGGGAAGCCAUGGAGGCCGAGGGCCACGCCGAUUCUUUAGAUGAUCACACUGGAAUCCAGGUCAUUUUCUUGGAUGGCGAAGAGGCUUUCAAAGACUGGACUGAAACUGAUUCUUUAUACGGAGCUCGUUCACUUGCCCAGCAUUGGGAUUCCACGGUAAACCCAGCAAUGUCGACCUUCAAGUCGCCACUUUCAUCCAUAUCGCUAUUCGUUCUUCUAGAUUUGUUAGGAUCAAAAGGUCCAGCCAUCCACUCAUUUUGCCCGACGACGCACUGGGCAUACCAGAAUCUAGCAAGUGUCGAACGUCGGUUGAGGGAUCUCGGUAUGUUCAAGUCCGGGGGUAAAAGUUGGUUUCCAGAUGCUUCCAAGAGUUCGCGUGAGAUAUCUCCCUUCGACCCCGUGAGUGAUGAUCAUCUUCCAUUCCUUGAACGCGGAGUCGACAUCCUGCACGUCGUCGCCUUCUCAGCUAGUACAGGUGGAUUCCCGCAAGUCUGGCAUAAAAUAGAUGACGACGGGGCACACUUGGAUAUGGAUACAGUAGAAGACUGGAGUCUUCUUGUUGCCGGAUUUGCUGCCGAAUGGAUGGAAUUAGAGGGCUUCGUGCCUACAUCAAAAACGAAGCAAAAACGCAACUCCGACAAGACUGAACUCUUAUGA